Molecule: messenger RNA, 856 nt
Organism: Pelagomonas calceolata
Lineage: Eukaryota; Pelagophyceae; Pelagomonadales; Pelagomonadaceae
Source: the annotation of a GenBank genome assembly
AUGGGAAGGAUUGCGCGCACGGCUGGCGCGCGUGUCAUCGUCGUGUUGGAUUUCGCGCGCGUGUCGGAUGUGGACGAUUCGGCCACGCGGGGGCUAUUGUCUCUCAAGCGCAUUGCGCAUGACGAGCACGACGCGGUCCUGCUCGUCGCCGCGUUGCCCGCCGAGUGCGAGCAGGUGCUGGCCUGUGCGCAACUCAAAUCGACCGCGUCGGCCGCACGUCAUCGACGCAACAUUGUCUCUGUCCGCACAGGUGCUGGCGCGGGCCGGAUUCUUCGACGCCGAUGACGCGAAAGACGCGAUCAAAGCCUUCGAGUACGUAUAUGGUGCCCUGGAAUACGCGGAAUCGCUCCACCUCCGGAGCGCGCGGCGCCUGCCGCCGCCGCCGUCCGAUCCCGCGGCUAUGUUGAGACGGACCUUUGCUGCGGCGCCCGACGGGUGGUUCCACUGCAUCGAAAGUGCUUUUGAGAUUGUUGAUGUGGAAGCGGGCGAGACCAUCUGGAACGCCGGCGAUCCCGCAUCGGGAAUAGCUCUGGUCGUGUCUGGAAGACUUAGGACGUCGCUGCGGUCGCGCCCUUCCGUCGUGUUCGCGGGUGGCCAUGAUAGAGAGGUCGAGCCCUCGGGGCCGGGCAGCCUCCACGGCUACCUGUCUGCCUUUACCGGGCACUCGCAUCACCUCACGUUUACCGCUCUGACGGACGCGCGCCUCCUCGUCAUAUCGAAGGCGCGGCUCGACGCCCUACCGGCGACGGCAAUGCUCGCGGUGGCGCGCGUUGUGAUGGCGCGGUCGUCGCACGAGUACCGGCAUCACACGGCGGUGGUGGCGAAUUUGAUGCAGUAAUUACUUUUAGUUCUUUAG